Cutaneotrichosporon oleaginosum is the source of this 2310-nucleotide messenger RNA. RefSeq lists its product as uncharacterized. NCBI's taxonomy places the organism in Eukaryota, Fungi, Basidiomycota, Tremellomycetes, Trichosporonales, Trichosporonaceae. The record is from RefSeq and is a predicted model, not a curated record.
AUGCAGCGCAGCCCAAGUACGCCCGGCACCGCGCCCUCUAUCGAGCAAGACCCCGUCAAGCCCUUCCUGGACGGGUUCGCUGCGGCAGUCAACGAUCCCACUCAGCGCGCCAUGUGGACCGAGCUGAUCAAGCUCAAGACCAAGACUCUCGAACAUGCCAUCGCCGACGCGCGCGCUCGUGAGCGUACCGCCGAGGUCACUCUCACCAAGCUGCAGCAGGGUAUCCGCGCGAUCAACCAGAACCGCCAGAGCCUGCAGGUCAGCGGCUUCCAGCAAGGCGCGGGCUACGGCAACUUCCCGCUGGUCACUCACGCCCGCUCUCCUGCUCCUGAGCCCCAGCAGAACUUAUCGGAAGCCGUGAGCAACGUCGCCAUGCCGCCGCCCCAGCAGCCCCAGGCGCCCCAGCCCCAGCAGCAGCAGCAGCAGCAGCAGCAGGCACCGCCUCAACAACAACAGCAGAUGAGCCAGCAGCAGCAGGCAGCACAGUUCAGCAACGACCUCGGGCCGAUGACGAUGACGCCUUUCGACCUCGAGGCCAUGCUGCAGGGCGCGGGGAGCAACCUGGACAACCUCUUCGCCUGGCUCCCAGACAACGGUGGGAAUGCGGGAAACGACAUGCCACAGACGGCCAAUCCUGCAAACCUUCUUGUUGGUGGCGAGUUGAUGAUGCCGAUGGGCUCAUCCAUUACCGAUGGCCCGACGCCGAAUACCGCUACCUCGCCGCCCAUCAAGCGUCCGCACACGCCUGAGAGCGACGAGUCGCCGGCCCCGCCGCCAGCCAAGAAGGGCAAGACGCGUGGCGAAAAGAAGGUUGUUAUCGAACAACAUGCGUGCUGCCAGCAGUGUGGCAAGACGAUUGCGCGCGUGCUUAUCCGGGCACCUAAGAGUGCCAUCCCAUCCCCGAUCAACGUCGAGUUCAAGUGCCCCGACUGCACCGGCGUGCAUCAGCCACCGACAUUCGACCCGCACGCCGCCAUGGGCUCAAGCCCGGCGAUAGGGAGCACCGAGACCCGCAAGCGCAUGCGCACAGCCAUGGAGGACGACGACAUGCUUAGCGACGACCCCGCGCGCCGCCGGUGCUUCUGCGACGUGUGCCAGCGUGUCGUGUGUGUCGGGCAGGUGGUGGGCGGCGCCGAGCGCCAGCCGCUCGGCAACAUGACAGAAAUCAUCUGCGCGUCCUGCGACUCCAAGUACCAGCGGUGUACGGACUGCGGUGGUGGCGGAGGCCCGCGCGUAGGCAUCGGCAAGUGGCGCCUCAAACAGGUUUUCCAGGUCGGGCGCAAGACGUGCUCGCUUUCCCACAACCGCUUGGGCGACAGGCCACGCGAGAUCGGCGUGCACGUUACCCCAUCAGACUUUACACCGGAGCAGCUCAAGGAGGUCGUGGCGCGUUGCAAGACGCUCUGGACGGAGAAGACGUUGAGUCGCUUGGCCGUGCCGGAGAUGCUCGAAAUCGACCUCCCACCGCACAUCACAAAUCCGCUGCGCAAUUACAAUGACGUCGAGAAUAUUGUGCACCGCUGCUGGCCGUCGCGUGAAGCCAUGAUCCGCGCGGAAGGUGCCGACCCCACUAGAUUUAAGCGCCUCCUUGGCCUGACUUGGGCGCACGCUCGCAGCCGUCGCAGUGUGCGUACCGUGGACAUUGAGGAGCAGUACGCGCACGAUCAGCAAGCCGACGACGUGGACGUGAGCACGGUGUUGGCCAAUGUGAAGCGGACCAACGCCGUCAUCCCGCCUGGCUCAGAGCUCAUCGGAAUGUGGGGCGGCGAGUGGGACAUGAGCAGCGGCUCGCUGCUCGUCUCGACGCUCAUCCCCUUCGAGGGCACGGACGGGGAGGACCACUCGGCGCUCUCCGUCGGCGAGCUGAUCACAAAAGUCCAGCAGCUGCAACAGGCGAUGAACGAGCAGCGUACGGCGGAGGCGCAAGCCGCGGGGUGCGAGCCCACGCUCGUCCGUCCCUGCGAACACCUGUGGGUUGUGUCGGGCGGCUCGAUGCCGCUCAUCCGCGAGCGCAUGGCGGACAUCCUCGUGCGCAAGCGCUCGUUUGUGCACGUCGAGGAGUACCUCACGCGCCACCCGGACUUUGUCGACGCGCUCAAGGCCCGCCCUGCCGGCCUGCAUCCUGAGCAGCACCAGCCGCUGCCGCACCAGCUGGAGAAGGACCACGCGUACCAGGGCCCUGGGCCGCUCGUGCUCGUCCGCUGGCUCGGCAAGGACUACGACGCGCAGAAGAUCCUCGAGAUCAAGCAGAUGGAGUUUGGCGGGGGCAAGGCGAAGAAGCUCAAGAAGAUGCCGAAGAGCAAGGUGUAG